Messenger RNA from Sphaeramia orbicularis (orbiculate cardinalfish), 1166 nucleotides. RefSeq lists its product as uncharacterized. The coding region runs from base 255 to 914 and encodes 219 amino acids. Lineage: Eukaryota; Metazoa; Chordata; Actinopteri; Kurtiformes; Apogonidae. The transcript has 6 exons. The record is from RefSeq and is a predicted model, not a curated record.
ACUACUUCCUGUUGGUUGCACAGAGGUCCGUUUCACAAAGAGGGUUCAACAAACUCUGAGUCUCACUUUAAACUCUAAGUGGAUCUACUCUGAGAUAGGAAACACUGAGUUUACAGUUCCAGAACAGUCGAUUUAAAUUAGUUUGAUCAACUCGGAGUAGUUUCACCUGGAGUUACGCGCGUGCACCACCAUAACUAUAAAAAACAAAACAACAAAAACACAGGAUCAAUAGAGCCUCGGUUCGACGAGUCACCAUGGCAACGGGGAAGAAGAGGGCCGCGUAUUUCACCAGACUGGAACUGGACACUUUAAUGCGCUCAUACAAAGAGUUUGAACAUGUUUUUAAAAAGAAGUGCAACACAGCUGCAGCUAUAAAAGAGAGGGAGACUGCGUGGGAGAACAUAGCUGCUCAGUUCAAUGCGUCCAAUCCGGCGGGGGAGAAGCGCACUUGGCAGCAGCUCAAGAUGAAAUAUAAAAACAUUGUUCAAGCAACUAGCAGAAAGAAGGCAGAGGCCCGUAAACCGGAUGGUAGCCCAACACCACCACCUGUAAUGAAGACAGAGGAGCUGAGUCCAGAACAGAAUUCAGACAGGCCAGCGGCUGAGGCAAUCCCUGGAGGGAGCUCAUCCUCUGAGCUCACCCCCCAAGACACAAGUGCCUUUAUAAAAUAUUCUAAUGGUGCUAUCUUCCUGGUGGAGCACCCUGACGCCACAACAGACCUUGUAACUGACGUAAAGCACGAGGAAACUGUGUCUGCUGCCUUUACAGAGGGGGAUCCAGAAAAGCCUGUAGAGGGCAUGGCUGGACAGCAGCAGGAGGAUCCCUCAACUUCCACUCCACAGAUUGACACAGUGAGAUGGAUGUUCAGUAAACACCAGAGGUUCAUUCUGUGGAAUUCAUGUGCAACUGUAUAAUUUAAUGUCCUCCUUAUGUAUUCCCAGUUACCAGUAAACGAGAUUUACAAAAUUCACCUGCUGAAAAAAAUCCAAAAAACCGACAAAGAAAUGCAAUACUUGGACCGGCAGAUUAGGAGGGCAGAUCUAGAACUUGAAAUACUGGCGCACAAGUUAGAGGUGGGUGCAUGGUCACAGGUGAAGGAUGUUAAUUAUGUGAGUUAUUGGAACAUUAACUAAACUAUCUCUUCUAUUUGUAGGAAAUAAAGAAGA